GAUAACCACCGCCAGGGGCAGUAUUUUCUAUAGGAAACUUCUUCUCCUGCUCAAAUCACUUCCACAGUCGAGGAAACAGGCGGAAGUCAAUAAGAGAGACCACAGACUGUUGUGAUCCUACGCUCAGCAACAAGCAGAAUGGCGGAUGAGGAGGACGAGACCGGCUUCGACGAGGAGGCGGAGGACGGAUCAGGCGGAGUAGAUGUCGGCCACGGGAAGAGAAAGAGGCUCUUCUCCAAGGAGCUCCGGUGUAUGAUGUAUGGAUUUGGAGACGACCAGAACCCGUACACGGAGUCUGUGGAUAUUCUGGAGGACCUGGUGAUCGAGUUUAUCACGGAAAUGACCCACAAAGCUAUGUCUAUCGGACGCCAGGGCCGCGUCCAGGUGGAGGACAUCGUUUUCCUAAUUCGCAAGGACCCCAGGAAGUUCGCCAGAGUCAAAGACCUGCUGACCAUGAACGAAGAGCUGAAGAGGGCACGGAAGGCCUUCGACGAAGCUAAUUAUGGCUCAUAACCUGACCAUGACACUCUUUGACCUAAAUCUAAUUUGACAUCUUUUUUAAUUGCUGUUCAAUUGAAUUGUUCUUCCGCCGACUGUUCUUUGACUUGCUGUCCAUAGUCAGGGUUUUUUUUUUGUGACAUGUGAUGUAGAUAAUUUUAUAUGGUGGUAUGACAGUGAUGAGCAAUGUCAGUGUUAUACAGAUACCUGAUGUCAUGCUGUCUGGGACUGUUUUAAAUAAAGUAACGUACACAUUA
Messenger RNA from Siniperca chuatsi (mandarin fish), 755 nucleotides. RefSeq names its product TATA-box binding protein associated factor 13 (gene taf13). Bases 139 to 513 code for a protein of 124 amino acids. NCBI's taxonomy places the organism in Eukaryota, Metazoa, Chordata, Actinopteri, Centrarchiformes, Sinipercidae. Gene Ontology annotation, biological process: transcription by RNA polymerase II. The transcript is spliced from 2 exons. Gene Ontology annotation, molecular function: protein heterodimerization activity. The record is from RefSeq and is a predicted model, not a curated record. Gene Ontology annotation, cellular component: transcription factor TFIID complex.